CUCCGCACCUCUCCCCAUCUAUCUCAACAGCACAAGUCGUGCUGAACACAAGUCGUGGGUUUCUCUUCCCCAACACCUCUGCCGGCUGGCGGCGGUAGGCGAUUCUCCGCCAUCUCUCCGAUUGCAGAUAUGACGCGAAGUAAACUUCAUGUUGUUGAAUGCAAUGAUGAAUACAUGGCGGAGGAACAUAUUGAACAUGAGAAUGCCAUGCGUAAAGAUGCUGAUUCAUCUCAUGUUCAACCAUCAUCUUGUAAUGGUGAAGAAGGCUUGACUGAUAGUGAAGAUGAAGAGGACCAGGAUGACAGUGCUGCUAAUGAACAAGAUGAAAAUGGAGAAACAACCAAGCGUGGCAGGACAAGGCUAAAAGAAAUAUGGAAUCUUCCAAAAGGGCAGAGAAUUGUGGUCUAGUGCAAUGAACUAAACCAGCCAAUUGGAAAAGAAGCUGGACGUCUUGCGAAUUUUCUUGGCACGGUUGCUAGGAAUGGAAAAUUGUGUAGUUUGAGCUACAAGGACUGGAGAAAACUAAUAGGAGAGAGAGAAAAAAAGACCAAUGAACAAAGAAACAAAAGGGAUAUACUAGUGCAAGUAAAGAUGAGGUUUCUUUACCCUUCUCGUUUGGAAAAGUAUAUAUUAAAAAAAUUGGAGAUAGAUGGAGGGAACAUAAGUCAGAUCUGAAAGCAUUGUAUUUUGAUGCAAACAAGAACAUGGAAGUGAAUAACACCAAUGUUCCAAAGGGUGUGAUUAAGGAUCAGUGGAUUACUCUGGUCAGUAAUUGGAUGACCCCAAAGGCACAGGUACAUACACUUGCCAGAUUUGUUAUGUACAUGUUGCUCAGUCAUGGUAUGAAAUUAUGAAAAAUAUAUGUGCAUACAUUAUACAAUUGUUUGACAGGGGAUAAGUGAGACAAAUAGGAACAAUUGUGUGAUGAGGAAGUCUAAACACACGGCUAGAACUAAGAGUUUUCCACGAGUUAGAGAAGAGCUAGUCAGUUUAUAAGAACUCGAACUAUAUGCAUGUACAUCCCAUUUGUACUGCAGGUCUUUAAUAAAUUAACUGUUUGACCAAUAGAGACUAAAGGAUCCGGAAAAGAAGUACCCACACAGGGCUGUCUUAUACAUGCAUACACAUAAGCACAAAAGCGACAAGAAAAUGAAUGAACAAGUGGUUGAUUUGAAGAAACGUAUAGCGGCGAAUCCAAAUUUAGUAGAUACUAGUAGAGGAAAGACAGCAUGGAAAGGAGAUGUUUUGAAUGCAGUACUUGGCCCAGACAAGCCUGGACAUGUACAUGGCCUCGGACUAGUUCCGAAUCCAAAUCAAGUCUUUGAUGUGUCAACUUCACGCCACUUUCAGAAUAUACACCUUAGUUCAUUGGAGGAUACAUCGAAUGAAGAUCUUUUGGCUGUCAGACUUAAGAUGGAGAAGUUGGAGAAAAGAGUGGAAAACCAAGAUGCCAAAAUUCUGGAACUAAAAGGGAAGACAAAAAACUCUGAAGGACAGGUAAAUUCGAAGAAUUUCUCCAUUAUUCAAUACAUGUACUAAUUUUUAGGUUUUAGUUACAGGGUUCUUUGGAUCAGAUAUCUAAAUCUCGAGAUGUUCCUUCUAUUGCUAAGACAAUUUCAAAGAGAAAAAAUUUAUGGCGACGGUCAGAGUCAACUACUUGGUACUGUUGGGCAACAGAAUAAUGUGAAGAGCAAGGAAACAUUUCUCGAUGACAGGGAGAUGCAACCAUCAUACAAACGUCCUGCUGUGGAUAAGAACAAUGAGUCUUUCAUCCACGAUGAAAAUGUGCAACAAGAGAAGGAAAACACCAGUGCAGAUAAGGGUUCUUUGAGUGAGGAGUCUACAUCUCAAGAUGCUCUUUGUGUUAGCAAGACAAAUUCAAAACAAAAAAGAGUAUAUAGCAAUAGUCGUAGUCAACAACUUGGCACAGUUGGGUGGCAAAAUAAUGUGAUGAGCAAGGAAAACUUUCUCUAUGACAUGGAGAUGCAACCAUCAAACAAACGUCCUUCUAAGGAUAAGAAUAAAGAUACUUCUAUCCAUGAUGAACAUGUGCAACAAGAGAAAGAAAACACUAGUGCAGAUAAGAACACUAGUAAGAUCUCAAGAGGAGCUAAUGCAACAAAGCAUGCCAAUAAACAACAAUGCAGUACAACAAAUUGCCUGGGUGCUGACUCGAUAGAUGUUGGCACUGUAGUAUUUUUGAAGAGCUUGGGAAAUCCAAACAGGAAUGUUGCUCUUGGUACGCUCCAAAGCAUUGAACCAGAAUAUAAAGUUGAGGGUGUUCAUCUUGAUAAGUUCAACAAUGGAGUGACAUGGACAAGAGGAUGUGGAACCCCUUCAAGAUGCUAAGGACAAAGGAUUGGCUCAAG
Aegilops tauschii subsp. strangulata is the source of this 2369-nucleotide messenger RNA. RefSeq lists its product as uncharacterized. The record is from RefSeq and is a predicted model, not a curated record. NCBI's taxonomy places the organism in Eukaryota, Viridiplantae, Streptophyta, Magnoliopsida, Poales, Poaceae.